AGUACAGGAUCUCCCCCAGCACUGCUCAAACCUUCCUGACCGGACGCGGCGCUGUUUGAAGCGAGCACCGCGGCUCGUCUGUUUCAACUGGUGUCCAUUGAACGUCGGAAGUUGGUUCUGAUAGUUAGUGAAACUUGACAAAAUGGCAGAAGACAGCAGUUAUGAGUCAAUGCUCUGUGUUAAGCCCGAAGUUCACGUUUACCGGAUCCCGCCGCGGGCCUCUAACCGAGGAUAUCGUGCUGCUGACUGGAAGCUGGAUGAACCUGCAUGGAGCGGUAGGAUGAAAAUCACUGCUAAAGACAAGAUCGCCUACAUUAAGUUAGAGGACAAAAACACAGGAGAGUUGUUUGCCCAAGCUCCAGUCGAACAGUAUCCAGGGUGUGUAGUUGAAUCAGUCACAGACUCCAGCAGAUAUUUUGUGAUCCGGAUAGAAGAUGGCAAUGGACGUCAUGCUUUUAUCGGUCUGGGUUUUGCUGAUCGUGGAGACUCAUUUGACUUCAACGUAGCUUUACAAGACCAUUUUAAGUGGGUGAAGCAAGAAGGCGAGCUCGCGAAACAGGAAGCUUCUGAUAUUGUAGCACCUAAACUGGACCUCAGCUUCAAAGAGGGACAAACGAUCAAGAUCAGCAUUGGGAAUAUCAAGAAGAAGGAAGCAGGCGGAGUCAAACCGCGCGGCAUGGCCGGGGGUCUUCUCCCACCUCCACCAGGUGUAAAGGUUGGAGGUGUCAUACCGCCUCCUGUGGGACAGCCGGCAGUCUCGGCUGAGCAGACUAACCCUGCCUCUCUUUUAGACUUUGGGUCCCCCGGCCCUGCAGCCCCACCCAGCGCCGACGUGUGGGGGGAUUUCACAUCUGCAGGCUCAAACUCCAGUAAAGAUGCUGUCACAACGGGAUGGGUGCAGUUUAGUUGAGCGGUGACAAAACGUGCACACACUCAGGUUCCAUACAUUCCCUGGGCAGGACGAUUGUGGCAAAAAGAAACUAAGCGAGAGGAAAUGUUAGCAAACGUGACUGGCUCAUUUGUUCUGUAAAGAAUAUGUUCACAUAAACUAUAGCCCGCUGACCAACACACUCUGGAGGAACAAACCGCAAACAUGUACAUAUUUUUUAGAAUCUUACAUUUGUCUCACACUCUGCUAUGAAGCGGGAUCUUUGAUUUUAGAAGUGGGGUGGUCACUAAAGCGAGUGUCUGCUCCCCUGAAGAACAGUGAGCAUGUUGAUGGUUCAAAGCAAAGAUUUUCUUGUUACACUAACCAGAUGAAAACAUCUAUCCAAUGCCUUCAAUCAAAUGUUCCCUUGUUUUAUUUCUAGUUUCUAUUUCGUUUCACUGUUAAUCUGUCCACAAUCAGAUUUGAUCGUAUUCCUCGUCUUUACGUCCUCAUGCUUCAUCGCAGUUAUCUAAUUUACACCAGCACCACUCAUCUCAAGGUUGUUUUUACCAUUUUGGGAACAUUAGUUUACCCAUUGAAGUAUUUGUUUAGCUUUAUACCAGUAUGUGUGAAUUUUGUUUUCUGUUUCCUAGUUUUUGUUUUAGGAGAUCUUGCAAAACUAUAUUCAUAUUUUAUCAUUUGUUUUACAUUAAACUUCUUAAGCCUUCAUCAAAUAUACCCAGAUUUUUUAGAUCAUGGUUUUGGAAAACGUCUUGAUGGCUAUUUUAUGUCUGUCAUUCAAAGUCUGAACAUGUUUUUGUUCAUGUUUGUGUACGCCCUUUAUAUGUCUUUACCUCGUGUGUUGUUGCUUUUAAAAUGUGCCUUUUACCAAACUGAAAUUUCCUCAAUCUCGUCGCUAAUUUGCGAGUAUUUGAUUAAGUGCCUUUCUAAAAAAAGAUCUCAAAUGUAUAAAAUGUAAACCUAUGUCCUCUUGUAAAUAAACAAUAUAUUUCCUUGA
Molecule: messenger RNA, 1886 nt
Organism: Cottoperca gobio
Lineage: Eukaryota; Metazoa; Chordata; Actinopteri; Perciformes; Bovichtidae
Gene: necap2
Product: NECAP endocytosis associated 2
Exons: 8
Coding region: 143-910 (255 amino acids)
Biological process (GO): endocytosis
Cellular component (GO): membrane; clathrin vesicle coat
Source: RefSeq, a predicted model, not a curated record